AUGCAUGAUGCGAAUCCUUUGACGAAAUUCCAGAUUGGCCAAUCGUUCCAGAGUAAGGAGGAAGUUGUGCUGAGUGUAAAAGAUUACAGUAUUCGGCGUGGAGUUGAGUAUAGAGUAAUACAGUCCGACAAUCUGAAAUACCAAGGGAUAUGUAAGGAGUUAGGUAACGGGUGCACGUGGUUGAUUUGUAUAGUCAUGCGAAAAAGGAAGAGCACAUGGAAAGUUAGGCGGUACAACGGGCCACACACGUGUAUGGCCACAUCGAUAUUAAGCGACCACAGGCAGCUUGAUUAUCAUGUCAUAUGUGCGACAAUCUUUCCAUUAGUUAGAGCUUAUGCGUCGGUGUCGAUUAAGGUGCUGCAAGAGGCAACGGAGGCGACAUAUGGUUUCAGGCCUAGUUAUAGGAAGAUGUGGAUGGCGAAGCAGAAGGCAGUAGCACAGAUCUUUGGCGACUGGGAGGAGUCAUAUGGUGAUCUGCCCCGCUGGAUCCUUGGGGUCACAUCCACCAUGGACGGAUGCGUUGCUCUGCUGAAGACCUCCCCGGUUAGAGUGGGUGAUCAGGUUGAUGAAGAUAGAGUCUACUUUCAUCGCAUGUUCUGGACAUUCCCUCCAUGUAUUGAGGCAUUUCAACACUAUAAGCCGCUUGUCAGUAUCGACGGAACACACCUGUAUGGCAAGUAUGGAGGGACGUUGUUGUUGGCGAUUGCUCAAGAUGGAAACUCGAAUAUACUACACAACAGCAUCAAGGCUGCACUAGAGGCACCAGAUAGUGGUUGGCGACCUCACCAUGCUUAUCGGGCAUUCUGUAUUUGGCAUGUUGCUGCAAAUUUUGCCCUUACUUUCAAGGGGCAGGAUGCAAGGAGGUGGCUUGUAAAUGCCACUUGUGCAAAGACGGAAGCAAAAUUUGACUAUUGGUUUGAUAUAAUGAGGACAGAGAACCCGGCCAUGUGUGAUUGGGCAAACAGGAUAGAGUAUGAGAGGUGGACACAGCAUAAAAAUGGGGGGAGACGAUAUGGUCACAUGACGACCAUCAUUUCCGAGUGCGUGAACUCUGUUUUGAAGGGCACAAGAAAUCUACCGGUCACAUCCUUGGUGAAGUCAACCUAUCUUCGGCUGGCUGAGUUGUUUGUUAUCCGGGGUCAGACGGUAGAGGCACAGUUAGGUUCCGGGCAUCGGUAUUCCCAGCCACUUGUUAAGGCCAUUUAG
Messenger RNA from Arachis ipaensis, 1206 nucleotides. RefSeq lists its product as uncharacterized. NCBI's taxonomy places the organism in Eukaryota, Viridiplantae, Streptophyta, Magnoliopsida, Fabales, Fabaceae. The record is from RefSeq and is a predicted model, not a curated record.